CUCCAGGACGAGGACUAUCCCUAUGUCUACCUCCUCACUUCCCCUAAAGUGUGGGGCCAUAUUUUCAAUCCAGUCUCGUUCUGGUAUUUGUACUCAACCAAGAAGCAAUUGGUUGCCACGAUCCUCGAGGUGAACAACAACUUUGGCGAGCGGCGUAUGUACCUGUUGAGAUCACUGCCUGGGAUAUCAGAUGACUAUAGCUCUGCCGAUCAUGUCGAUCUAAAUCGCUCCAGAUCACCGCAUCGGUUCACCAGCAGAUGGCCAAAAGAUUUCCAUGUCUCGCCAUUUAACCCCAGGGAAGGCAUGGUGUAUACCCUGGACACCGCUGAUCCAUUACUGCUGUGCGCUCAGGGAUGUGAGCAGCCGAUCGAUAGCAGAAUCGUGCUGAUUUCCUCACAUGGCCAAGCCCAACUCGUUGCCAGCAUACGCUCCGCGGGACCAGCGGUUCGACCCGCAGCUCUCAGCACCUACGGGAAAUACAAGCUCAUUCUAUCAUGGGGCUGGGUUGGGAUCAUUACGGAGCCUCGCAUUUUCUUCCAGGCUGCCCGUCUGCAUCUGCAACACAGACUGAAGGUCUGGUAUAUUCCAGAGCCGCUUGAGAAAACAAUAUGUCGCCGUGCCAGCGCAAUAGAACGGUAUUUUGGAACUGUUUUUCGGGGAUACCUGCGAGACUUGGUGGAAAACUCUGCUAGCUCAGUUACCGUGCGAUAUCAUGCUGCAGGAUUAUCUCGGGAUCAGUCGGUCGAGACGAUGCAAACACCGUCGGCUCGGCGAAUUUCCGACGAACCAGCCGACAAAAUGGUGGAGAUUCGGGUUUUGCGGCCGGACUUUUACACCUCCUUCGUGCAGAGUCGGGGUUUGCAUGCUGAAGCCGUCGUGAGUGCGUUGGCAGACAAUAGUCUGCUGCGAGUGUCUCGCAUGGACCUGUUUUACGGGAUCAUCAGUGCAGGAGAAUUCACUAGAAAGGUCCAGUUAUUUCUUCCGGAUCGUGUUCUUUAUCAAGUGAUUGACUGGUUCCGAAAGGGGCGACACGCAGCAAACGCCGGGCCUUUAUCUGCAAUGGAUCACUACGUACUAGCAUGCUGCAGGCGGGAUGAACAAAGAGAGUACCGGAAGCAUCUACUGCAGCUUCUUCUCAGUCCAUAUGUUGCAUUUGGGAGCAUUGGCUUUCUCCAAGCUGAAGUCUUCGUUGCUCAGUUGACUCUUUUGUGGGCUCUUCUU
Molecule: messenger RNA, 1221 nt
Organism: Aspergillus heteromorphus CBS 117.55
Lineage: Eukaryota; Fungi; Ascomycota; Eurotiomycetes; Eurotiales; Aspergillaceae
Exons: 1
Source: RefSeq, a predicted model, not a curated record